AUGGACAUCCAUGGAACAAUUAUGAAGAAACCAACCGUCACAACCGUUAUUCUCCUUCAGCUAUGCUCAGCUCUAGCGUUACCACAAGGGGGCUCAUCCACCGAUGGGCCGGUCGAUGACCUAGAGUGGACCACGGCAACCUGCACUGAUGGAAGCCUUACUAGGGCCAAUGCGGAGCCUCUACACCGUUGGCAGGACGCCAAAGCCCCUUCAGCUUGGCGAUAUCUUCGGAACGUCUUUUUCAAGAGAGACGGAACGCGGCCGCAGGAUUAUGCUUUCACUUCGAUGGGAAUCGCGGACUUCUUCCAUAGUGGUGACGGUAUGAAGUGCGGCGGCACAGGAAUUGACGAUAGCAGCUGCUCUGCGACUGGCCGAGAGUGUGAAGAUCUUGGAGGUUCGCCUAGGCCUGAAAAUCCUGAGGAUGGUGUUUACCCUGCCUCGUUUAUUGUCCUCAACUCGAUCGCCAAUUUCAACAACGUAAGUGUCUUUCCUAUCUUUGGAGCCAUAGCAAACACCGUGAAGGACACCGCACUUGCAGCUGUCACUUAUGCCGUCUCCCGAGCGAAGGACGACUUCGCGGCAACCAUGAGAACUGAAAGCGACGGAUAUCUCAUGGUUUCAUAUAUCGUCAACUCUUCAGUAACGAGCCUACAAGACUUUAAUAAAUUCGCUAUGGCAUAUAUCCCUCAAGAGGACUGGCGAUCCGACCCUGAAGGAUCGGCAAGGCGAUGGGAAGAGGGCAUGGACCUCCUAGGUCGCUUUAUUGACAACGGAGCAAUGCUUCCCAACGCAUUCCCAUUCGAUAGCGGCUUCGUCGACAAAUAUAUGCAUCACGUCCUCAACGCAAUGGUUUUGCCACGACUAUGGCGUAUGGAUGCCCAGGACACAAAGCCUGUCGUUCUGGAAACCGGUCAGCCUUGCGACGCGCCGCACACAGACUACGGCCGACUAUUCGAGACAGACAGGCCGUGGUUUGACCCUGCGGAACGCAUGAUCGACCCCGGUAACUGGGAUGAGGUUUGGCGAAGGAUGGAUGAUAAGGAUCUAUCCAAGGCAAACCGACUACCAGGAAUUGUCGGCAUCCCCGUAUGCUCCGUUGAGGAGGCUCAGGAAGGUUGGAUGAGGGAGCCUUCUAACCCUAACAGCAAGCUUCGAGAUGCUGGAUCCGAUGAACGCCCCAUCGAGUCCCCGCCACCUAAGAAAACAUGGUUCAACCCUCGCGUGGAUGUCGUCUGCAUCGGCGCUAAAUGGCAUGACAUCGCCUACAGGGAGAUGGCCUGGGAAUCGGAUGUUGUGGUGAGGUGGGGCAUCGCACGCUAUAAUCCGCGCCGUGUGAUGCACACCGACGACACAGAUAUCAAAGAGCUACGAGGGAGAUCAACUUACUCUGAACUUGUUCGCGCAAUCCUAGCCUUUGCACAGAUUGCCGAAACCGUUGUGGUGCAACCUUCAUUGGAAACGACUUGCAUCUCGCACCACGACUUCUUUCCCUACGCCGAUAAUACCAUCUUUCCCAAGCUCAAAACGGUCCUAGUUACUUCUCAUCAGAUAGAGUGGGACAAUACCGGUUUGGGGCCCCCUCCUGGCUCUCCUGUUCCGAAAUGGUCAACCCACCUGACUGGAAGCUUUUACGCGAAGGAGGGCGGUCAGCAACGAUUUUAA
Parascedosporium putredinis is the source of this 1662-nucleotide messenger RNA. The record is from the annotation of a GenBank genome assembly. NCBI's taxonomy places the organism in Eukaryota, Fungi, Ascomycota, Sordariomycetes, Microascales, Microascaceae.